Epinephelus fuscoguttatus (brown-marbled grouper) is the source of this 2779-nucleotide messenger RNA. RefSeq names its product aquaporin 9b (gene aqp9b). The transcript has 6 exons. The record is from RefSeq and is a predicted model, not a curated record. Gene Ontology annotation, biological process: glycerol transmembrane transport; water transport. Gene Ontology annotation, molecular function: glycerol channel activity; water channel activity; urea transmembrane transporter activity. NCBI's taxonomy places the organism in Eukaryota, Metazoa, Chordata, Actinopteri, Perciformes, Serranidae. Bases 101 to 979 code for a protein of 292 amino acids. Gene Ontology annotation, cellular component: basolateral plasma membrane; plasma membrane.
GGCAACCUGCACUGACAAUCACACAGAGACUCCCUCAUAGUUGUUAGCUGUUUGUUCUGCUCGGAGGAAGACAUCAAGGAGCCGCAGGAGGAAAAAAAACAUGGAAAAUGAAAGCAAGAGGAAGAUGAAGGAGAGAUUUGGCCUGAGGCGGGACAUCUUUAAGGAGUUCCUGGCGGAAUUUCUGGGGAUAUUUGUCCUGAUACUCUUUGGAUGUGGUUCAGUGGCCCAGACGGUGCUGAGUAAAGGGGCUCUCGGGGAGCCUUUGACCAUCCAUGUUGGUUUCACUCUGGGAGUCAUGAUGGCCGUCUACAUGGCAGGGGGCGUGUCAGGAGCCCAUGUGAACCCUGCGGUGUCUCUGGCCAUGGUGAUCCUGGGGAAGCUUCCACUGAAGAAGUUCCCUGUGUAUGUGGUGGCACAGUUCCUGGGGGCUUUUGCUGGAUCCUGUGCUGUCUAUGCAUUGUAUUAUGAUGCUUUAAUGGAAUUUACCGAUGGAGAAUUUGCUGUUACUGGUGCAAACGCCACAGCCAAUAUAUUUGCAUCAUAUCCUGCAAAACAUCUCUCAGUCCUGAAUGGGUUUGUUGAUCAGGUAAUUGCAACUGCCUCGCUCAUCCUGUGUAUCCUGGCCAUCACUGACAGGAAGAAUAUCGGUGCUCCAAAGGGCAUGGAGCCACUGUGCAUCGGCCUGAUCAUCCUGGCCAUCGGAGUGUCCAUGGGUCUGAACUGCGGCUAUCCAAUCAACCCGGCACGAGACCUUGGCCCACGGUUCUUCACAGCUGUGGCCGGGUGGGGGAUGGACGUAUUCAGAGCUGGAGGUUGCUGGUGGUGGAUUCCUGUGGCGGGGCCCAUGGUGGGCGGAGUAGUUGGAGCCGGCAUUUACUUCCUCUUCAUUGAGUUGCACCAGCAAGAGCCUGAAAAACAGGAGGAGAACAAUGUCCAGGACAAAUAUGAAAUGAUUACUAUGAGUAAAAAUUUAGAAUGAGGGUUGAAGCUGAUUUUCACCCUCAGAUGGCAAAAAUGUUUGUCUAGAUGAAGCAUUUUAUACAUUUUUAUGAUCAAAGUUCAGUGAAAAUUUACAGUUAAUGGUUUAAUACAAAGCAUGCAUCAAAGCAUCUGACUACACAAUUUCAUAGUCAUUUAUAAAAUAUGCAUGAACCUUUUACGAAGCCUUUAAAAUCUAUUUUUGGAUAAAAUCUGGUCUGUUUGUAGGUUCGAGGUUUUACCUGCCUGGGCUCUUUCAUAUAUCAAAAUGUUAAACUUGCUCUUUAGACAUCAAGCUUCUCUUUUAAUUCCAUGAAUCAUAAUCUACUGCAGAGUUUCCUCUGCAUUGUAGCUAUGCAGUAUUCUUUAUUUCCUAACUGGGAUCAUGUCCUUCUUGUUAGAAAUAUUUGCCAAGAUUCUGUACAGCAUUUUUAUUUUCACUCAACAAACAGGGUCAUUAAACACAUGUAGCACUUAGAAACUGUUGAUUUAAUGUGUAAAUGUCGUAAUUUAUAUUACUUUUAGCCAAUGUGUUACAGUAAUGAUGUGUUUGAUGGAGUAACGUCCUUAUUCUGUUUCACUUCAUUCUUUGCAUGUGUGUUUAAAACUGUGAAUGAUUGCUCUACAGCGUUGUAGUUUUUACAACAUGUUUAUGUAGAAAAUCCAGCCUUAAAUGAUUACACUGGCAUUGCUUACUUUUUCACUCAUCUCCACAAGUUUGUGGCACACAAACUUGUGUUAUAUUGCUGGAUUACAGAUUUAUGUUACUUGUUACAGACGCCCUUGAUACUGAAAAGCCAUAAAUUAACAUGAGACAUGUAAAUGUGCUUUCUGCACCAAAAAAUGUUUAGUUUCCAGCAGAAGCUUUUGCAAAUGUCACUGAAUUGAAGUGUUUACAUUAAAAAUGAUUCUGAGCUAAGGUGAAAAAGCUCACAUUUUUGAGGUGGUUUUACAAAAAGAACAAUACUGUGUUUAUUAAUUGUGCUUUUAUGUUUUAUGAUGCUUGUAUCCUGUGAGCACAGACAUGAAUUUGCAAAGACAAACCAAAUGUCAACAGGCCAAGUUAGUUGAACAUGCAACAUGAACAUGAACAUUUGUACAUAAACUAACUGUGAGAUUUUACUGUACCGCACUGAAUAUUAUUUCUCAACACAAGACACCUGUUUGACAACAUGACAAUAUCUCAAAUUAAUAGUUUUUCUUAUUCAUUUGUUUCCUUUACUUUUGUGAAACAGAAAAAAUGUGAAGAACAUCGUAGGCACAAACAUUAAAAAGGGAUAUUUUUGUGAGGUGAAUUAUACACGCAGUUCAUCAUUUGGUCCUGCUUUCACCAGAACUCAUGCAGAGAACCUUGUAUGUGGCCUACGUUUGAAUCUCAGUAAUCACAGUUUGAAAAGCAGCUGAAGGAAUUUGUUUCACUGAAUCUGUUCAGCUGUUGUGUGAGAUGAUGAAUAUUCUGUGUCUCCCUGUCCACUUUGAUGUCAGUGCUUCGGAGUCGCAGCCUGCCAGGUAUUAGCAUUUUCAUCUUUUUGUCUCUGUUUGUAAUUUUUUUUUUUUUUUGUUGAGUUGCUUUUUCUAAGUUAGUUUCCUAACAUGAUUUUAUCUGUCUGUAUCAGCUGUUUUUCUUAUUCAGUGUAUCUCAAUGUUGAAUAAAAUUUGUUGAAGAACUUAGGAGUGUAACACUUAAUGAUGGCACGAUAUUUUGUGAUACAUAAAUGUGAUGAUGUGCAACUAUGACACCUCUCAAAAGGUACCCACUGUUUUCAUUUAGAAAAUGAAUUGAAUUAAAACGACUACUACU